Molecule: messenger RNA, 3162 nt
Organism: Colossoma macropomum (tambaqui)
Lineage: Eukaryota; Metazoa; Chordata; Actinopteri; Characiformes; Serrasalmidae
Gene: cunh16orf89
Product: chromosome unknown C16orf89 homolog
Exons: 8
Coding region: 285-1325 (346 amino acids)
Cellular component (GO): cytosol; membrane
Source: RefSeq, a predicted model, not a curated record
UAGCGUGUAGGGCGUAGGGAGUAGGGCGUAGGGAGUAGGGAGUAGGGCGUAGGCACCAUAACGUCUAAAUGGAACGCGGCCUACAACCCCUCCCACCCUCCACUACCUUACUGAUUGCUGGACCAUCACAAAAUCUGUCAACCACGUGAUGGUUUUCCUACGCGCUGUUCCUCUGCAGCUCAGCUCGGCUCCACUUAUGAGUGAUAAAUAAAAAGUCUCUUAGGAUCGAGACUCGCCUGUUUACCCUCCGCUGCUUAUUUACUCUCUUUUAAACUUUUUAAACGAUGCCUCGUCCAUUCCUGCUGCUCCUCGCUCUCUCAUCCGCGCUCCACUGCUCGCGCCAAGAGCUGAUUGAUGACCUGCUGGACAGUUUGUCCAAAGCAGUGGCCUUUUUCGAAAAGCAAAGCGGGCACAUUAACCUGGACGGCGUUGUCGGUUAUGUCGUUCUGCAGACUCAGUUACAGGAAGCCACGAGAUCUUGGCCUCACUCAGACUUCGUCAGCCUCUCUCAGCGCUCCACAGCUGUGUCUCUGGUCAAAAAGCUGGACAGAAGCUUGUCUCACGCUGUCAGGUCGCUGCAGGAGACGGACCAGAAAUAUUACAAAGAGUUCGAGCCCAUCCUGGACACAGCUUUUUGGGUUUUGCCUCGCGAAUGGAGCUCCACUGACCCUUCCCUCGUGUACUCAUCGCUCAGAACUACAGAGUGUUAUGAUGAGCAGGUGGGAGACAAGUGCAUGACGCUGCUGCUGGGAACGUGGAAAGACAACGGGACGCCGUGCAUCGUGACGAAGUCCUGCAGAGACACAAUGACGCGUUUCGGAUGUCCAUAUUACUCGCUGUCUCACCAGCUGCUGUACUUCAUGAUUGGGACCAUGAAAGGAUGCUCCAGGAUGCUGAAAGGUGAUAUGCGGCUGUCUCGCGUCAACAUUACUGUGGAACACUAUCAGAGGAUAUUCUGCUCCAACAUGAUGAAGAGCAACCAGGAGAUUAUCAGCAAAGGCUUCACCAGCCAGAUGCAGGAUAUUUUCAUCGAAAACAUUCUUCUAUGUGGUUUGGCUGGCUUCUCCGACUUUUACAAAGCAGACUGGUUACAACACAUUCUGGAAUGGCAAGACAAAGAACUGGGCUGUUUUGGAAAAGAGGAGGACUACUUGCAAAUGUUUGAGGAAUUCUUGGAUACGCCCCACCGGCGAGUGAAAAGAAGAGAAAAGACUCUAAAAGACGGAUGUUCGAGUCACAUGACGGGUGUUGCAGUGAGUGCACUGGGCGGUUACCUCAACUUCUACCUAGCUGAGCAAGACAUUACAAAGAGGCCGCUGAUCUAAGACUCUGGACACUGUGGCUAUGGACCUGUGCAUAAAAUAAUAACAAACUGUUACAUUCACUAACACGCAUGCCUUUUUAUUCUAUAGAAAAAUAAACAAUCUGUACAUUUUUAAAUAGCAGUAUAGUAUCGAAGAGCGAUGCUCUGGUAAUAAAACAACAUGCCAUAUAAAGAUAAACAUGAGUAGACAUAUAUCAUAGCCUUAACGUAAGAAAAGAAAUGAAGGUUGGUGAGUUAAAGCAGAUUUUUGAUGCUCAGAGUUUGGAACCCCUGUGGGUGCAUUUUGACCCAAAGAGCUUUCUCAAUAAUGCAUGUUUAACUGCAUUCCAGUAACAGCAUGUACUCUCAAGCUGCAUGGGAAGCAAGACUGAAGUCAUAAAAACUAGGUUUUGCAAAAGAAAUUACACUCUAACAAGCAUUAAUCAGUGAAAUAUUUUUGAUUUUUUCCCCAAUCCUGAUCCUGUGGAGUACUGAGACCCUCUUGCACUGCACAUUACUGUUCUCCUGCUUUAAUAUAGCCAUUUUAUCCUCAUAAAAGGUUCGAAUCAGAUCUGUUAAAUGAAGAAAAGCACUAAAAUGUGCAGUGCAGAGGGACUCCAGCAUCAAGACUGGGAAACUCUAGUACGCUACUCUUGUUGUAGAAAACAUUAAAGGUUUUUCCACCUAAUCUCUGUCUGCUACAACUGUAGCAUAGGUUUGAUUACCAUGUAAUAAUUUCGAUGUGUUACUUGUAAAGUUGGCACGAUACCAGUUUUACUUUUCUGAUACCGAUAAUGAAUUACGAAUACCAAAACUAAAACGUUUAGUACCAACAUAUCGCUGCUGUCAGAAAAAAACCUCAUAUCUCCAAAAUGGUAACUUUACAGGAGAAGGAAAAAACCUACUUUGCUUUUAAUGUAAGUCAAUGGAACCAGACUUCCAAGUAAUUUUGGGCUGUUUCUUUUGGUCCAUUCAUCAUGAAAUUUACAUACAAUGUAAAGGACAACAGGUAUUUUCAAAUUAUAUCAAAAACUGAAAAACAAAAAUGGAGAUAAGUUUUCCCGACAGCAGCGAUAUGCUGGUAUUGAAUUGAUACGGAAUUAUUUGGCAAAAAAAUCUCAUGCACACAAUUGUCCACUUAGCCUAGAUGUCGUUGAUCAGCCAAGACAUGUUUGGUGUCCAAAUGUUGCUUCUUUAGCUUAGUGCUGGAGCUACAAGACUAGCACUGCUAACCAACACUACAAGUCAAUAGUCACCCAAAUCUUUUCCAUAAGUACAUCCAGAAAAUGUCUCUCAAACCGCGUCUUCAUUCAGGUCACACUUGUUCGUGUGGUUUAGGAUACAGUAUGACUUACUGUGAGCUAUUAACAUGAACAAAACUACUUUGUGUGGCUGAAUUCAGCUACUGUACCAAAGUCUGAUUCCUAUGGACGCACAUAAGCAUAUACACUACAGACGGUGCUGCUUCUGUUCAUAAAUAAUUAGUAAUAUUAAAUUUUCUACCUGAAUAUUUGUAUAGUUUAUAUAGUGAAAAACCUGUUGGCUACAAUGGCUACAUCAACAACCCAGUGCAGCCUUUAUGAGGAGCUGGAUGUGGUUUAAGUAAGUUUAGAGAAGUUUUGAGGGCGUAUUUACGUAAAUGAUUUUGGUGACUAAGGACUUCUAGUGUUUCUUGGCAACAAUCAGCUUGUAGCUUAAUGGGGACCUGGAUGCAGUUUGAGUGGAUUGAGAGAAGUUUUGGGGCUGUAUUAAAACAAAAGAUUUGGGUGACUAUUUACUUCUAGUGUUUGGCUCGGCUGAAAGUUGGUGGAAAGUUAUGUACAUUUGAUUUUUCAUUAAACAAUUAUUUUAAAAAAGUA